UUUUACAUUUUUAUAGUAUUACCGUUCGGUUUGUCUUCUAGUCCUUAUGUGUUCACAAAAUGUUUAAGGCCAUUAGUUAAGUUUUCGAGGAAAAAUGGUAUCUGUGUCGUUAUAUAUUUAGAUGAUGGUAUGGGUACAAAUUCUGAUUUCGAUUCUGCUUAUUUAGAUUCUGUUUUUGUGUCACAGACGUUAUCUAAUGCUGGUUUUGUAGUUAACAUAGAAAAAUCUAUAUGGAAACCUUGUUAGGAGCUUGUUUGGUUAGGUUUGAUUUGGAAUUCGUUGAAUCACAGUAUUCAAGUUCCGUCCCAGAGAUUAGUUGAUCUUAUUACCUGUAUUAAUCGAGUGAUGGACUAUCUACCGUUUGUUAGUGCACGCAUUUUAGCUGGGGUCACCGGGAGAGUAAUUUCUAUGUCACCUGUCAUAGGUAAUGUAACCAGAUUAAUGACUAGAAAUUUGUAUAGAUUGAUUGAGUCACGUGUUUCAUGGGAUUAUAGUUUUAUCUUGAGUGAUCAAGAGGUUAUAGGUGAGUUACAGUUUUGGAAGCAUGAAAUUUCUGCUUUGAAUUUGAAAUGCUUUUCAGAGUAUAAGGUUCCAUCUAUUAUUGUGUAUUCGGAUGCUAGCAGUUUUGCUUGUGGAGCUUAUUCUUGUCAAUUAGAUAAUCAAAUAUUUCAUAAAAUGUGGACUGGUGGAGAGAAAGAGUUGAGUUCGACAUGGAGGGAAUUGAAGGCUAUAGAAUUAUGUAUAGAUACUUUUCAAGGUUGAUAGUCCAGGAUGGGUCGCAAA
Mytilus trossulus (common blue mussel) is the source of this 783-nucleotide messenger RNA. RefSeq lists its product as uncharacterized. The record is from RefSeq and is a predicted model, not a curated record. The transcript has 2 exons. NCBI's taxonomy places the organism in Eukaryota, Metazoa, Mollusca, Bivalvia, Mytilida, Mytilidae. The coding region runs from base 346 to 762 and encodes 138 amino acids.